AUCAAUUUAUAAAUAUUUUAGCUCCUCGAUUUCAAAGAGAAUCUGCCUGCCACUGCCACAUAUAGACUACAACGAAACAUUUAUGAUGAAAAACAGAAAAAGGAAAAAGAACUUAAACUAACCUUUGACUAAUCCCUGCACAUUUGGCUUAUGAUCCGCUCCCGAGAGCCUCGUGACUCACCAGCACUAACCCAGACUCAGUUCACUCGCUUCGCAACUCGAUGUAGCCGAGUGUGAUGACUGAUGAGGUUGUCCCAAGUUCUGCUCAGAUCCCGAGUGAGUUUGUGAGUCAUGGGAAGCUUGGAUGCGCAUGGUUUAGAUGAGGGCACUUUCAUCCGCAAGUCCAAAGCUAAGGAGUUUGAGGAGAAGACGUAUGAAGAGCUUAAGAACGGUAAAUAUCAGGUCAAAAAAUCCGGCAACGCCUACACGUGCCCUUACUGUUUCGACAAACGAAAGCAUGAUUUCAAGUACAAAGAUCUACUGCAGCACGCCAGUGCCAUUGGUGCUUGCACCACAAAUAAAAGAAGUGCAAGAGAAAAGGCUAAUCACCUUGCCCUCGCAAAGUAUUUGGAAAAAGACAUACCCGUUGAGGAGGGCCCUUCAAACCCACUUCCCGAGGUAGAUUUCCUUGCAGACCACGACCAUCACGAGAUUUUUGUAUGGCCGUGUAUUGGGGUACUUGUCAAUAUUCCAAUGGAACUUAAAGAAGGCCGAUAUGUGGGGAAGAGUAGCUGUGAGCUCAAGAGUCAGUUUGCAAAGAGAGGAUUUAACCUGAUGAGGGUGCAGCCCUUGUGGAAUGCCCAAGGCCAUUCAGGGACCGCAAUCGUUGAGUUUCGUAGGGAUUUGUCCGGAUUUACCAAUGCAAUGUGUUUCGAGAAAGUUUACGCGGCUCGUCGUCACGGAAAAAGCAAUUGGCUGGUAAAGAAUUCGAAAAAGUCGGGCCUCCACGCGUGGGUCGCUCGAGCAGACGAUUAUAACGCUAAUAACGUUUUGGGAGAAAAUAUUCGCAAGAUUGGGGAACUUAGGACAUUGUCGGAUAUCAUGGGAGAGGAAGCUCGGUUAAGUUACUUAUGCCCUUACUGCCCUACCACGAGCAAGCGAAAUUUCCGGUUUAAAGACCUCUUGCAGCAUGCGAGUUCGAUCGCGAGUUGUGACUCGAAAAGAAGAACCGCUAGAGACAAGGGGAAUCACCUUGCCCUUGCAAAAUACUUAGAAACAUACGUAAUCGAUGAUGAUUGGUCUGCUGCUAUGCCUUCGGAUGAGUUACGUCCCGUACUAAACUGUAACCGUAUUGAUGAUGUGGCGAAGGCUGAAGUGGAUCGGCAUGCGGACAAUGAGCAUGAUGAGAUGUUUGUCUGGCCAUGGAUUGGCAUCAUCGUCAAUAUUUCUACUGUAGUUAAGGAUGGCCAUUGUGUGGGAGAGAGUGGUAGUAAAUUGAGGGAUCAGUUGACAACUAGAGGAUUUAGUCCGACUAGAGUUCGGACAUUAUGGAAUCUUCAUGACCAUUCAGGAACUGCUAUUGUCGAGUUCGAAACAGACUGGUCGGGGUUCACAAACGCCAUGUCAUUCGAGAAAGCUUAUGAGGCUAGUCAUCAUGGGAAGAGCCAUUGGUUAGCAGAAAACGAGGAAAAGUCGGGCCUUUACGCGUGGGUUGCUCGUGCGGACGACUAUACUUCUAAUGAUAUCAUAGGAGAAAGUCUUCGCAAGAUUGGGGAUCUGAGAACCAUAUCCGAUGUCAUGGAAGAAGAGGUUCGAAAGACGAAGAAGCUUGUCAGCAAUUUAACCAGUGCUAUUGAGGUGAAGAAUAUGCACUUGCUGGAGAUGGAGAGUAAGUUCAAGGAGACCGAGAGCUCCCUUCGCCAGUUGAUCGUGGAAAAGGAUAGCAUCCAUCAAGCUUACAAUGAAGAGAUAAAAAAGAUUGAGGCUGGCGCACGAGAUCAUUUUAGGAAGAUAUUCAUUGACCACGAGAAGCUGAAAUCACAAUUAGAAUCUCAAAAGAGAGAGCUUGAGCUCCGGGGUCAAGAACUUGUUAAGCGUGAGACGCAUAAUGAGAUGGAGAAGAAAAAGCUUGCGGAUGAGCUUGAACAGAAUGCCGUGAAGAAUUACUCUCUUCAAGCUGCUGCUGAGGAGCAACGUAAGGCCGAUGAAAAUGUAAUGAAGUUGUCUGAAGAACAUAAGAAGGAGAAGGACAGACUCCAUAACAGGAUCAUUCUACUGGAGAAACAACUGGACGCCAAACAAGCAGUACAGCUUGAGAUUGAGCAGUUGAGAGGUAAACUAAAUGUGGUGAAGCACAUGGGAGAUGAAGGCGAUUUAGAAGUGUUAAACAAAGUGGAAAUACUGCUCAAGGCAAUGAGAGAGAAAGAAGGAGAACUUCAAGAACUGGUCUCAUUAAACCAAACUUUAAUUGUGCAGGAGCGCAAGAUAAAUGAGGAAUUACAGGAUGCUCGGAAAGAAAUGGUUAAUGGCUUGAAAGAAAUGCCAAUAAAAUCUCAUAUUGGUAUCAAGAGGAUGGGAGAACUUGAUAGCGAGCCAUUUUAUCAAGCAAUGAAGAGAAGAUACAAUGAUGCUGAAGCAGAUGAGAGGGCUACUGAGUUGUGCUCUCUGUGGGAAGAGUACCUUAGGGACCCUGAAUGGCAUCCUAUAAAAGUGGUUAACAGUAAUGGUAAUUACCAGGCUGUGAUAAAUGAAGAUGACGAGAAACUACAAGACCUGAAGAAGAAUUAUGGAGACGAAGUAUACAAUGCUGUGACAUCAGCUUUGUGUGAGAUAAACGAAUAUAACCCGAGCGGAAGGUACAUAAUUUCAGAACUGUGGAACUACCAUGAAAGUAGGAGAGCUUACCUUAAGGAAGGAGCUGAGGUCCUACUGAUGCAGUGGAGAUCCUACAAGCGAAAGAGGUGAAUCGAUUAUGUAAUUUGGUGUAUUAUUGUACUAACUUAAAAAAGUUUAAGAGAAAUAAACAUCAUAUUAUAUAUGGUGGCUCCACUCUUAUUGAACUUGUGACAGAUGUAGAAUUAAUUUAAUGUCUUGUUUUUAUUACAUUUAUUCUUGACUUGGAUGCUGAUUUGUCAGAUUCUUGUGUACUUGAUUUGAUAUAGAUUGUGUAACGAUUAUUUGAAAAUAAUUCUAGGAAUUAAUAAAUCUGGCUCUUUCUCUAUUGUUUGCGACUGUUUUAGAAUGAUCUGAGUUUGAGUUUGAGCAGCUUGUUUUGACUUUAGCUAUAUCUCAGUAAGUUAGAGAGGUCCAUUCAACUAGCUGAGAACAUUUAUGGUAGCUAAAGUUAGUUUGGGAGAUCAUGUGCAUGUUAGUUAAAAUCGUUUACAG
Striga asiatica is the source of this 3327-nucleotide messenger RNA. Lineage: Eukaryota; Viridiplantae; Streptophyta; Magnoliopsida; Lamiales; Orobanchaceae. The record is from the annotation of a GenBank genome assembly.